Molecule: messenger RNA, 6001 nt
Organism: Schistosoma bovis
Lineage: Eukaryota; Metazoa; Platyhelminthes; Trematoda; Strigeidida; Schistosomatidae
Source: the annotation of a GenBank genome assembly
UUAUCAAGUAGACGAAUCGAUAUUAGAUAUUGGAAGCGCCGCGUUAUUUCGAGUGCGCGUCACAUUUGUCCACGUAUAUUGUUUCGUGCUGUUGCGGGACGAAAUGGUCUCUGUAUCGCCAACAAAACAUGAAAUAGUUACAAUUUUAAAUAAGCUUAAGUCUUUGCCGUGCAACAAGCAAUGCUUUGACUGUGGUGCCACAAAUCCAACAUGGGCUAGUGUUACCUACGGUGUUUUUCUUUGUAUUGACUGUUCGGCAGUCCACCGUUCACUUGGAGUCCAUCUAAGUUUCAUUCGAUCGACUCAGCUAGAUACUAACUGGACUUGGGUCCAGUUGCGCGCAAUGCAAGUUGGUGGCAAUCAAAAUGCGCUUACUUUCUUCUCCCAAAAUAAUUGUCGUUCCCUGGAUGCUCAGGAAAAAUACCAAAGUCGUGCUUCCCAACUGUACCGUGCUAAGCUGGAAAAACUUGCUAUUGACGCUGUUAAGACCCAUGGUAACAAGUUAACUCUGGAACUUGAUGAAGGAAAAUUCAAACGUGAUCAGGUGGCUGACUUUUUUGAGGAACAUACUGAAAGUGGUACGACUGACAUUAGAAAUGAUGAACCUGUGAUAGUAACAACAAAAAUGAAUCUGGAACAGUCAGUUGGGCCUACCGUUGAUAAUCUAUUCAAUUCUCCUGUAUCUGAACCUGGUCCUACAAAAAUACCUUCUGUAAUUGGAACUAGGAAACCGAAUACUACACGGUCUAGUGCUAAAAAAGGUGGAUUGGGGGCAUCAAAGGUGAAAGCUGAUUUCUCUGCCAUCGUUUCGGCUGCCGAACGUGCUGAUAUUGAAAAAAAAUGUCAGAUUCGUUCAACUGACCAGGAUUUAGAAGAUAAGGAAAAACGUAAUGAAGAACGACUUGCGUCACUUCGAUUAGCGUAUAAAGAUAUUACCGAUGGGUGUGAAAGGCAAGACACUGCCAACUUGAAAUCUACAGACUCUCAACGUGCCAAACAAGCUGAACGCCUUGGUAUGGGUAAAAUAGGUACAGGCAACAGAGAAAUAUCGCACUCAGCAUUUGCAAAUAUUCAAAAAAUAGAGCAAGAAAACUCAGCUCCCACCCACACUUCAUCGCUAAGUUCAAAUUUGGACCCUUUCUUCAUUUCAAGUUACAGUAAUAGAGACCGUGAUACACGCAAUUUUUUGGAUUCUGGAGAUGAUAAUUUAUUCGGAGGCUCUGCGACGUAUGGUAUGAAUGGCGGAUGGUCAAAAAAUAAAUCAAGGGACAAUGACUGGGAUGGGCAUUUUUCAGAUCCUUUUAACCAAAAGCCAAACAGAACACGUGAUUUGUCUACUGUUGCUGAUGAAUUUCCAACUAAAUCACCCAGCAAACAGCCUACAUCUCUUUCGUCUAAACAAUCAGAAACUAAUCCAGAUCUAAGUGAAUUAAUGAAGAAGUUUGCCAAUGCGACUUCUAUAUCGUCGGAUGCGUUUUUUGACCGGAAUGAUGUAAGCCUAAAUGGACUAAUAUGUUUAUCUUUGGUUUUUAAUUUCACAUCGUAUUUCUGCCAUAACCUAUAUCUGACAAUCCUUGAAGGUUCCUUACAUGCCUACGUUUCUCAUAGAAAUUGGUAGUUUGAAGAAUCUAUUUAUAUCGUAAUCAUGAAAGGUUACAUUAUUUAUCCCUAUACUUUUGUAAGAUGUAUAUUUAGUUGGACACCAUCUACAGAAUUAAGAUAAUUAAGCGUGUUUUCAUGUCAAAGACUUGUCUGAACAGCGAGAUUGUUUCGAAAAUUCUUUCUAUUACUAGAUAACAACAUCUGAAAUGACUGACGGAAUACAGAAAUACUUGAUAGUUGACUCGGUUCCUCCCAUUACUCUCACACUCCUUUAGAGUCACACCAGAUUUUUUGUGCAUAAUCAUUUCUGUCUUAUCAGAACUCACUAAUUUUCAUCCUAUAUCUUCGGUUAGUUCUUAAUAUGUUUAUUUUGUUUACUGAUUUCAUUUCCACUAUUAAUACUAAAAUUCAAGAUACUCACUUUUCCUCAGAUUCAAUGGCUGUCUCGUGUUGACUUACAACGAUAUGAACAACCAAAUGUUUUUGAGCUGUUAACUCAAAUGUUCAUAACUCACAAAUGACCAUUCUCUACGUAAAGCCGUGAAAUUUUCUAUUAGCUGGCCCCGAAGCUGUGGAUAAAUUUUAAACAUAUGAAUAUUACAACAUCACCUUUCGUUUAUUAUUUUCUAACCACUAUUUUGUUCAACUAAGUUGGGCUGAUCGAUGAUGACAAUUAAAACAACUGAUCUACAACCAAAUGUCACCUGUUGUAGAUUAAACGUUUUGAUUUACAAUGUGAAUGUGUUUUGGAUUGGUAUUAUAAAUGAAUGUUAAUCAAUUAGUGAAAUGUGAUAAUACGAUUUGGUCGAGUAAUAGCUAUGUAUGAGAUUAUUGACACAAACCUCCCAAACAACAAAUAGCAAAAGAGGAAAUAAAUCCCCAGCAGAUUAGGCUUUUUCUUUAGUAAAAUAGCCUGGCUAUUUCCAAAAUACUAACGCUUAUAUAAAUGAGUUAGUGCUAUAAGUGAUUGAAUUACAUCAAUUUAGGAUGUGUUGCUAAUGGCUUAACCAUCUCAGUCAUGUUACGUUAUUUUUAUACUAUCUGUCAUAGCUAGUUUGGUCCGACUAAAUAUUUUCCAAUAAAAACCCUCAGUAAGUUGACCUAUUUCUUUUUACAUAUUACGGUGACAGAUACUAUGAAAAAUCUCUUGAUUAGCAGAGCCGAAUAGUGCCUUCUGUCCAAAGAAUAUGGAUGCAAUCAAAGAGGAACACGCAUUCCAGUUUAUAUAAACCGCUGUGACAUUAUAACAAACAAGAGUAGCAUCUAUAUUUGAAAUUGCUGCAAAUUGUGUGCAAGUUAUGUUAACAAUUGUCUGUAUAGAUCAAAUUAUCUCGCUUAUUCUUAAUAGACAAGUUGCCUACGUCAUUCUCUCUAGAAAACUAAUAAAAUAUCUUUUUAUUUAUGUUCACAUGUUUUUAAGAAGUUCAGUUCGUCGUAAUUGAGUUACCAUUAUGUAAAAACUAUGUUCUUUAAAAGGUGAUAGUUGAAUUAAUCAGCCUUUAUGUUUGUUUUUCUAUCCUUCGAAGGUUCUAUAUAUGUGCGAUAUCUAUUUAUUCACUUGUUUUUCACUUAUACUAGUCUGAAUCUGAUGGGCUCUCAAGAUUUCAUGGGAGUUCAUCUAUUUCGAGUGAUGAUUAUUUUGGUCAUCCUAAAGUGCGACAGUCUCAGGUAUCUAAUGAAUUACAAAAUAUCAAAGAUGGUGUCAAGCAAAGUGUUACUAAAGUUGCUGGACGGCUGUCAAAUCUGGCAACUGACGUAGUACACACUCUUCAAGAUCGAUUCGGUUAGUUGCUUCCAGCUUUUUAAUGCUUUCAGUCAGCUUGUGGGCCUUUCAGUCAAUAUUCUGGUUUAGAUGCCAAUCUUCUCUUCGUUUUCGGCCACGAUCGGGGUUCAGGACAUUCCUUUUUUCCGGUUAUCUAUUAUUAAAGCUUUUGUUAUCUUUUGUUUUAUUCAUCUCUCCAGAGAUAAUAAGUUAGUUAAUCCUAGUUGACUGUAAGAGCCAUUUUGUUUAGUGGAUGAUAUAAAUCGAAGUUUUGUAAAACAUAUUUUUGGUUGUAAACACCAAGUAAACCAUAGUUUCUGGGGUGAUUGUUGUCUUGAAAUGCCUCCUAUUAUUGACGGAAAUUAUUAUAACGUGAUUGCUUUAUUCAUGUGAAUCGCUCUCCUUUUCGUAUGUAUCGAAUAAUCUAUACACCAAUGUUUCUAGCAUGAUUAUCGCAACAUCUGUGGAUAGGAAAAACAUAAACAAAGAAAUUGACGGAUUAAUAUUGAUAUAUUUGACCUUAUUAUUGACACUUUCAUAACACAUAUUGAUAUGAGUAAUGUUUCGUCCUGGUAUAUGACUCGAGUGCGUGUCUACAAUCCUACCAAGGAUCAAAUCUAGAAAAUAAAAAAUACAGUAGCAUAUACCAUUAGUUAAAGAUAUGUCCUCCAAUGGUAAUCUUGACAUACUAAGAAGUCUUUGUGUUUAAUAAAGAACGUUCGUGUGUAGAGCGGUGAAAAUUGUCCGGAAGAUUUUGUGAUGUUCUACGUUUCUUUCAGUCCUAUAGGACUGAUAUUUUGUUGAUCAUAAAUAUUGGCUAUCUACAUGCAAGUUCUAUGAAAUGUAUCAGAGGAACUACUCAUCUGUUGAGUAUACAAAUGUCAUUACUAAGCUCGUAUUGAUGAAUUAUUACUGUGCUGAAGGUCCUCACGAAACUGGAUGUAAUUCAAAAUAUUUAAUGGGGGAGAGGUAUCAACAUGAGCAUUGUCAACAUUUAGGGACAAAUGCUUAAAUGUAAAAACGAUGUUAUGGGUUUCACAGAUCAUGUGAUUCGUAACUAAUGUUAUUUCACUUGUAGGUAUCAUUACCAAGGUUUGACCUGAUAAUUUCGAAUAAAUUGAGUAUUAGAUACUUUGUUAUAAAUAAAUUAAUAUUUUUAAUGUCCCAAUGAGAAGAAAAAUUAGAUUUUCUGACAUUUCCUGACUCAGUGUAAGCCAAAUAUAUUAAUUUAUAAUAUUAUUGCACUGUUUGGCUGAUUAUGACUUCUUUUGAUCUUACGGUCUUAGGUCUUCCUUUUUUAUUGUGAAACUAGACUUACGGUUUUGUACAUAUGAUAGCUAAGCCGUUUCACCGAUAAUUUCUACCUUGGAUUAGACAAUAUAUUAUGAAUUAGAAAACACAUUUAAGGCGGUGGUAAAAAAAGUUACCAGUUUUCAGUUAACGAACGAACCCUAACCAUUCCUGUCAGAUAAUUCGAACGAUAUUUGGAGAAUUACAGCACUAAACACCAUCAUCGGGUACUACUAACACAAGGUACAUGUUCUGAUUGUUUUAUUCACGAAAUAGUGCUCCCAACUGAACUACAACUUUUGAUCCAAUUCGUUUCGUUAACGAACUCACCAAAUAUGAUAGUUUAAAUAUAACCGUUUUGCUGCUAUUUAUUGUGAUUGAAUGAUAAUUUUUUUAAUAUUACUUGAUUAAAGGUACGUAUUGUAGCCUUGAAUUGUUCACUUGAAAACCUGGAAGUACUAAACGGCCGUUUCGUCCUAGUAUGGUCGCGCAAGAUCAUGGACCGAUUCAAGCUAGACAAUAACACCGUUGAAUGCGUGCUCAUUGUUCUAGAGGUUACGCGGGAUCGUGGAUCCGCUCUGCUGAUGAGUCCCAUACUUGGACGAGACGGACGUCCAGGUUUUCAGUGGUGGUUUAACAUUGAUCGGUUCAUGAUCCCAAUGAAAAUAUAGCUCACAUUGUAAGCUUCAGCUUCACCUUGUAUACCCUUAAGUUCAUGGGAGUUUUAUUAUUUAUUUGAUUAGACACAUUCUCUUAAACCUGUAAAGAUAACAGAAAGAACUAGCUUAACGCUGAAACAAUUCAUUACUUAUAAAUAAAUUAGUACAGCUUUAUUUAGAACGGAUUGAGUGAUUUUUCAAUAGAAUGUUAUCUUUCUACUUAUUGGGCUUGCAUAAAUAUUGCUUCUUCUUUUAUAAUCGGUACAGUUUUUCAAAUGGUAACCAGAAUUUUCGGCAUAAAGCUGUCAUUGAUACAAAGGUAUUGUUUUUAGAAUUCUUAUUUGUAAAUAAAAGAAUUUCUUUCGAUCGGCCAUGUAAGCUCUGAAACGAAAAAGAAACACGUCGACUUUUAUAAUUGUAUACUAACGAUCAUUGACUACGUAAAACUACCUGACAAGUUGGGGAGCUUUGAUGUGAAUGGUUUCCUUUUGUAAUAUUUCGUCCAGUCAUACUCUGUCAAUGUUGUUGACAUGGAAAUUUAGGUCUUAUUGUUAGCUGAAUGAAAAGCCUCUAAUCCCUCAAAUAAUAUCGUAGAAUAUGCUUCGGGAAAUUCGCCUAAUAUAUAUGAUCUUCGAAGUAUAUUAUCUUGAAGUAGUUUUAUCAUAAAAUAUAUUUCAUCUUGUAUUAA